AUGGAAUAUACUCCACAACAGUUAAACUAUUUCAGAAUAUGUUAUAUCGCCUUCAACUUGGUGCCCGAAGGGCUUCGGAAAGUCUUCAAACAAGAGUGGAAUUUCCUUUACAUGACAACCCCAUUUGGAGAAUGGAAAGACAUUCCACAAAAUGGCCACGAUCUCUACAACAACGAAACAGGGAAAAGUCGCAAAAAAAAUGCUCGAUAUUUUGCGACAAUACAAAAGGGAAACACAGCAGAGUGGGACUGCAGUUGUGUACUUUUUGCGAUAUUGUUCUCGGAUAGUAUUGGCACCACUCUGAGUUCGACAAUCAGAAAAGAGAUCGACGAUCUUCGACAGGUGCGAAACGACAUCGCCCACAUAAACGAGGUUGAACUUACUGAUGCUGAGUUCAAAAAUUAUGUAGCAAGAGUGAUAGCUGCAUUUACAUCUUUGAAACUCUCAACUGAUGAAAGCGAGGAUGUUAAAAACCAGAGCAGCUUUCCCACGGCAGAAGUAAAAAGCUUAAAGCUAAAGGCUGAUGGACUUAAAGCUGAUUUAAAAGCGAAAAAUGAAGAAGUUAAAAAUCUAAACUCCGAAUUACAGACCAAGCAGGAAGAAGUAGAAACCCUUACUCAGGAAAUCCAUACCAAAGUUGAGUCUUUCUGUAGUCUUACAUUCAGGCCAUCGCACCAAAUCAUCAGACGUUCCAACGAUGUCACAAGAAUCAAGAACAAGCUGGAGGAACUUUAUAGUGAAAGCAAAGGGGCUAUCAGCACCAUUUAUAUAUCAGGAAUUCCGGGCUGUGGCAAAAGUCAAUUCGCUCGUCAAGUGGGACAGGAAGUCUAUUACAAAAGCUUGCGAGAAGACGAAGGUCUAACAUUUGUUUCUACUCUGAAUGCAGAAACCCUUGACACACUUGCCGACUCUUAUUUUAAUCUAGCUAAACAACUGAGAGUUACGGAAUACGCUCUGACCAACCUAGCAACCUCCACGAAGGUAGACUCAGGUGAAAAAAUUCAACAUUUGAAGAGUUUUAUUUCUCCAAAGGUGAAACAAUUUUCUUGCUGGCUGAUUAUUGUGGAUAAUGUUGUUGACGUAUCCGUGGUUCGCAGUUAUCUGCCUCCAACCGCCAGUGAAGAGUGGGGUCAUGGUCAGAUGCUAGUAACUACUCAAGAUACUCAGUCAAUACCCUUCAAUUCCCCUCAUACUUACCAUGAGUCUCUCAGUAAAGGAAUGCACCCAGAUGAUGCAGUAGACCUUUUAAGAGAAGUGUCCCAAAUUUCGAAUCAACAACAAGCUGAGGAGGUUGCUGAAGUCCUCGAGUAUCAGCCACUUGCCUUGGCAGCUGCUGCAGUCUACGUGCAAACUAUUGUCAACUAUGGUACCCCUAAUUACGGUUGGACAAAAUACCUGGAAACAUUGAAUAGCGAGGAACGCGAAGCCAGAGAAGAGCUUUUCGCGAAAAAAAACAGAGCAUACCCCAAAACAACGGCUACUGCAAUCAGAAUGGCAAUAACUCGAGCUUUGGAAAGCGACAAAGUUCUUUGUGAAGUAUUUUGUUUGUUUUCGCUUUGCACAUCUGAUUCUCUACCUAUUGAGGCUGCAGUUGACUUUGUUAAAUUUCGUAACAAACAAGAAAAAGAAGAAUUUAUCAGAGCUAAAAUUCUGGAAUCCACCAUGAUAACUUGCUUGUAUGAUGUUGACGGCACACCCACUUACUUAAGAGUACAUAACGUUGUUCAUGAAGUGCUUAAGUCCACUGUAACAUCACUCCUGAACCGCACACAUAAAGCUGAGUACUUUUCUGUUGCUGUUAAGAUUUUCAGUUCAUUAAUUGAAGACAACAAGAAGCUACUACUUACAAGUGAGAGUGCGUGCAUAAAGUUAAGGCUAACUACCAGUCAUUGCAAAGAGUUAUAUCAACAUUUCAAGACCAAUUUUACUAGCACAGAGUUAACAAAUAAUGAAUUAUUCCCCUCCAUAGCUCCUAGAAAUUUAGUAUCCUGGCUUUCCUCGACUGCUGAAGUCAGUCUCGACUUGAGUAAUAUAUCGGACGCUCACCUCUUUUGUACAUCAUGCUCUGAUUUUGAAAAUUAUCUUGAUGACGAGCUAAGAGAUAAGCUGGAAAAGGCGAAUUAUUUUCGAGUGCAAGGCCUUGUUUCCGAGGACCUUGGUCAGUACAAUCAGCCUAAAGAAUACCAUGAGAAGAAUCUUGCCAUUAGAAAAGAGAUUUAUGGUGAACACCAUGGUGACGUAGCGCAGAGUUACAACAACCUGGGAAAUGUUUACAGUGCCCUUGGUCAGUACAAUCAGGCUAAAGAAUACUAUGAGCAGUCUCUUGCCAUUAGAAAAGAGAUUUAUGGUGAACACCAUGGUGACGUAGCGCAAAGUUACAACAACCUGGGAAAUGUUUACAGCGCCCUUGGUCAGUACAAUCAGGCUAAAGAAUACUAUGAGAAGUCUCUUGCCAUUAGAAAAGAGAUUUAUGGUGAACACCAUGGUGACGUAGCGAAAAGUUACAACAACCUGGGACUUGUUUACAGUGUCCUUGGUCAGUUCAAUCAGGCUCAAGAAUACCAUGAGAAGUCUCCUGCCAUUAGAAAAGAGAUUUAUGGUGAACACCAUGGUGACGUAGCGCAAAGUUACAACAACCUGGGAAAUGUUUACAGUGCCCUUGGUCAGUACAAUCAGGCUAAAGAAUAUCAUGAGCAGUCUCUUUCCAUUAACAAAGAGAUUUAUGGUGAACACCAUGGUGACGUAGCGAGAAGUUACAACAACCUGGGAAUUGUUUACAGGAAGCUCGGUCAGUACAAUCAGGCUAAAGAAUACCAUGAGAAGUCUCUUGCCAUUAAAAAAGAGAUUUAUGGUGAACACCAUGGUGACGUAGCGAGAAGUUACAACAACCUGAGACUUGUUUACAGUGACCUUGGUCAGUACAAGCAGGCUAAAGAAUACUAUGAGAAGUCUCUUGCCGUUAAAAAAUUAUUUACGGAGAGGAGCAUUCCUCUGUAGCGAACAGUCAUCUCGACCUUGGCAAUAUCUAUUGUAGCGUUAAACAGUACCCUGUUUCUGAAGAAUGCUAUGAAAAGGCUCUGAACAUUUAUAAAACCUUGUAUGGCGAGCAGCAUGAUGUCGUGAAAAGAACUUUCAACGAGUUAGAAUUCGUUAAAAGGAAACAAAGAGAACUUAAUCAAACUCGUUACAAAUGUCGCAUUGUGUAA
Molecule: messenger RNA, 3206 nt
Organism: Porites evermanni
Lineage: Eukaryota; Metazoa; Cnidaria; Anthozoa; Scleractinia; Poritidae
Source: the annotation of a GenBank genome assembly